UGGUGCUCAACCGGGAAAUCGUCCCGGCAUUGCCGAAAUAGCCAGCUUUUGCUCUCGCGACACACGUGGACGAUGUGUUCAACGUAUCGGAACGAACGAUACAUCGUGAUUGUGAAUUUAACAAAAGAGACGACGACUCGGCCUUUACUUGUCUCAGUCACCUCGAGAUAAUCACUUACCUAAUAUUUUUCGAAUGAAAAAGAAACAUCUUUUUUUUAUUUUCAACCCGAAGAUGAAAGGCGGCUGGGAUGAAGCGAGGCCAGCUGUCGGUUUCCUUUCUCGCCCAGAGAAAUCGUAAACAAAUCGUUCUAUGCUCGUGGGCGCUAAGUAUAGAACGAUGGCUAUAUGCGAGUACGGAUAUGGAUAUACGUUCGGCAUAAUUAGCCCCGGAUCCUCUGACGCGGAGCGACGCGCGGAAGUCUAUAACAGGGGCUUUCAUGAUCUCGUCUGGAUAUCGUCUGGAAGCGCGGCACACGGGCUUUUCAACAAUAAUGGAACCGCGCGGUACUCCACUUCCGCUGACACGAGAAGCCGAGUAAAAAUUGUACAUCGCGUCAACGCGAGGGCAAUACUUCUCCUCGGCGUGUGCAGCCGCGACGCACUCACUCAAUGAACAAUCAAAGCCAGCGAACUC
Vollenhovia emeryi is the source of this 634-nucleotide messenger RNA. RefSeq lists its product as uncharacterized. The coding region runs from base 311 to 613 and encodes 100 amino acids. The transcript has 2 exons. Lineage: Eukaryota; Metazoa; Arthropoda; Insecta; Hymenoptera; Formicidae. The record is from RefSeq and is a predicted model, not a curated record.